Enterobius vermicularis (human pinworm) is the source of this 1026-nucleotide messenger RNA. Lineage: Eukaryota; Metazoa; Nematoda; Chromadorea; Rhabditida; Oxyuridae. The record is from the annotation of a GenBank genome assembly.
AUGGUAAAACUGAAAAGUGUGGUGGAUGCCAACGACUGGUUGGAAUCUGAAUUUGAAACUAUUAGAAGAUUGGCAUUAUUUUCAGUGGCGAUAAGUACACUCAUUGUAGUUUCCUGUAUUACUUUUAUUCCACUCUGUUACGAACAUGUCCAAAGACUACAAAGUUCUAUGACUGUUGAUGUUAUCUUACUAAAGAACCAAAACAAGGAGUUGUUUGAAGCAACACUUAGUGUAUUUGUGGAGAGGGAUGACGACGAUUUGUCCAUCCUUCGUAACAGGACAGACCUGUUCCAAGCAGUAAUAACUAAAAGAGAUGUUGAUAUAGCCAGUAACGAAAUGGAGCUUGACAGACUGAUUCCAUCAGUUAUAAAAAGACUGACUCCUCCGAUUCAGAAAAUAGAAAAAAAAGAGACACCAAAGCAAAAAUGUUGCUGCAAAUAUGGUCCACCAGGUCCUCCAGGUGAUCCGGGCAAAGAUGGACUGGACGGUAAAGACGGCCAACCAGGACUCGAUGGGAGGCCCGGAAAAGAUGCUGCCCCUUAUCACAAUUAUGUUCCAUGUGUACAAGAAUGCCCACAAGGACCGCCUGGAGAAAUAGGACCUGCUGGCGAGAAAGGUCCACGGGGGUAUCCAGGUGAAAAAGGAGACCGUGGACCGCCUGGUAAACCAGGAGCAAAAGGUCCAGAAGGAAAAAUGGGAGCUGCAGGGCCGCCAGGGUUACCAGGAAGGCGUGGAAAGAAGGGAAGCCCAGGUAAAAUUAUAAUCCGUUUCGGUCCGGCUGGUCCUCAGGGUAGACCUGGAAUAAUGGGACCACGAGGACCCCCAGGACCUCCCGGCUUGCCUGGAAAGCCAGGUUUACCAGGUCCCAGAGGACCACGUGGUGAUCCAGGCAAUCGAGGCCCACCAGGCAAGCAGGGACCACAGGGCCAGUCAGGGCCACGCGGAGAAUCUGGUUGGAGAGAAGCUUGUUAUCACUGCCCUCCACCUGAAGUUGCAAUGGGCCCUCCACUGGAAGAUAUUAAAUAG